UAGUGAUGGGUGUAGGAAGGAAAUACCAUAUGCUAGCUAUAUUGUUAAUAGGGUCAUCUCGAUAGUGUAUAUUCAAAAUCAAAACGGAUAUAUAAUAGGGCAAACAAUAACAGCCUCCUGAUUUCCUGCAGACAUGUGCAUGGAGGUCGAUUUUCCUCUUCAGUCUUCAAUAUUCAUGAAAAGUCUUUACUGUCCUGGCAGAAAUAAACGAUUAAAAUCUACAUCUUUUUCACGAGAUGGAUUCACUAUUGUAAUUUACAGAAGAAAGAUUCCCGCCUUGUGAUGCAAUGAAGAUAGUUCAACUCGAGACUCGUUGUGCUGAAGGAAACAUCAACUAACCUUAAAAAACAGGGAAGAAGUACUUUGGACUGAUCAAACUGGGGGUCGUAUUACAAAUGGAAAAUGGCCACUGAUCCUCACAUCACUUCGGCUCAAGAGGUCAUCAUCUGCGACCUUUGUGAGACCCCUGCUAGACAAUUCUGCAACAGUUGCCAGGUCAGUCUAUGCUUAGAUUGCAUUGGAAAACACAUAGACAGUAUCCAGACUCUGAAACAUGAUGUUGUUCAGUUCAAAGACAGAAAAGUCCAGCUGGUUUACCAGGAGUGUGGGAGUCACUCUGGCCAAAGAUGUGAGGCCCAUUGUUCUCGGUGUAAUGUUCCAAUCUGCAUGAUAUGUGUCAUAAGUACUCAUAAUGGACACACUAUCAGACUCAUGGAAGAUGUAGUCAGUGAGUUGAAGAGCGAAAUUCAGCACGAAACACGGGAUAUUGAAUCCAAUCUUCUUCCAGUCUACAAAAAGAUGACGGAAAAUACUGAAAAGGACAUUGGUAAAUUAACACAAGAAUUUAACAGUCUUGAAUCAGACAUAGAGAAACUAAGAAAAUCAUGGCAACAAGAGGUAGACGCCAUCUUUAACAAAGUCUGUUCUAUGAUCAAGUCGAUUAGAGAGAACCACUUGACUGUCCUGGCAUCUCAUCAGUCCCUUCUUGAAAACCAGAUUCAAGAGAUGACCAAAACAGUUCAGCAAAACAAGGAAAUUCACCAAUCGAACAAGGUUUCAGAGGUCACCAACCACCAAUCCAAGCUCACUGAGUACAAAGAAAUUCCUACAAUCGUACAACAACCGAUACCAUCCCUAAACAGCAACACUGACCCCGGAAAGGAAUUAACUAUAGAGCUAGGAGAAUACACAGCUACUCUAAAACAGGCAGAGUUAUCCAGUCAGAGAGAUGCGAAAUUUUCAUCUAUGUCAACAAAAGAUCUGCUGGACAGAGCGAAAGUGAUUGCAACCUCUUCUACCGGAGUUGAAUCAUUGUGGAGGAUUUCCUGUUUAGGAACUGAUGAAGCGUGGUUGAGUGGAAAGGGCAAAACCAUUACACGUGUCGACAUUGACGGAUGUGUUCGGGAAAGCGUCACCAGCACUUGCCAAAAAACUCCAGUGGAUAUCGCUGUAACCAAGAACGAUGAAUUGAUAUACAGCGAUUCCGACCAUGGAACGGUUAACAUAGUCAAAAAUGGCGUAUCGGAGACUCUGAUCACUGCACCACGAGGAUGGUCACCAAAAGGACUGUGUUCCACUGAAUCGGGGGAUAUCCUGGUCAACAUGAAUAGUGGAGUCCAAAAUAAGGUUGUCCGCUACAAGAAUAGAAAAAUUGCGCAGGAAAUCUUUAAAGAUGAUAAAGGAGACCUGAUAUUUGGAAAAGAUAAGUGGAUGCUGUUUUUGGUAGAAAACAGAAAUGAAGACAUCUGUGUUUCAGAUUUCAUUACAAAUAGCGUGGUUACCAUUGAUAAAGUAGGAAGAGUUCGCUUCCGGUAUAAAGGCUCACCAGCAGGGGGACCAAAGCCAUUCAGUCCGAGGCAGAUAGUGACCGACUCCCUUGGUCAGAUCAUUGUGGCAGAUUACAACAAUGUCUGCAUCCACAUACUUGAGCAGAACGGACAGUUCCUGAAAUGCUUAGACAAGUGUGGGUUUCACUCACUCUGUGGACUUAGUAUUGACAACAUGGAGAGGCUGUGGGUUGGACUAAUUGAGAACGGAAACGUCAAAGUAAUCCAGUACAUGAAAUAAGUAUCGCAGAUUUAAAGGGAGGUCGAUUGGAAAUAAUUUGAAAAUAGAAAGCAAGAUUUUUUUUUCAAAGGAUUUGUUGAUCAAAUGGAUGGAAAAUCAUUUUUCACGAAACAGAAAUGCACGUGCGAUGCAAAAAGAAAACACAAUCCAAUACACGUCCUAAAUUUAAUUGGUAAUUGAUAGGCAACACAAAUGUCGUUGUGCAAAUCUUAAAAUGAAUAUUCCAAUUUGAAAGUCAUUUUAAUGGAAAAUAAGAAAAAAAAUUAGCCAGAAUUUUGAAACAUUUAUCAAUUAUUUGGAUAGAUACUAGUACUCGUAAACAGGAAAACACGUACAUGGUUAAUAGUUAACAUAUCCGAAAAUAUGAAGUGACAAAACUUAUCCAUUGAUUUUGAUGAACUGUAAUUCACAUUUAAAGAGAAAUAAUCCAAAAGAAGAAUCCAGCAUUUAAAUCUAUGAGUGAAAGAGCCUUAGAGUAGCAAGUGGGCGCUAACGUGUUCAACAAUAUCCAGAAUGAUGUUCAUAUCAUGACAUGACAGAUCAGGUUCAAAGCGAAAUUCAUUAAAGUUUUAGGCUUUUGAUAUUUCAUGUGAUAAAGCGUGACUUUUGUGGUGCAUGGCUUGUCCGAUUAUCUGUAAAAACUGUUUAUGUAUGAAUGAAUUAAGAAAUAUAUUUUUUUUAUAAAUCACUACCUCUUUGGGUUACCUAUUCUAAUAUUUUAACAUGGUCUUUCUUUUUAAAAGUUAAAUAAAAAUCAUGCAUUAUAUUAU
Magallana angulata is the source of this 2837-nucleotide messenger RNA. RefSeq lists its product as uncharacterized. Gene Ontology annotation, cellular component: nucleoplasm; chromatin. Gene Ontology annotation, biological process: positive regulation of DNA-templated transcription. Gene Ontology annotation, molecular function: zinc ion binding; ubiquitin-protein transferase activity. The record is from RefSeq and is a predicted model, not a curated record. The transcript is spliced from 3 exons. NCBI's taxonomy places the organism in Eukaryota, Metazoa, Mollusca, Bivalvia, Ostreida, Ostreidae. The coding region runs from base 403 to 2067 and encodes 554 amino acids.